AUGUCCAGUAUUGAGAGAAGCCCCAGCCCCAAAAACCGGGGAAGAUCUCCCCCUGGGGUCCACGAGGGAAACGCCAAAGUCCAAAGCUUCAACCAGCAACACGGCGACGCAAAACUGACGUCUUUGCCACACAAAAAACCAGACGUUUACCAGUACGACAUGAGCAAAACAGCAGGUUCAGCCAACGACCGGGGCGGACCUGUGGGAAAUGCAGGAAUGCUGUACCAAGACAGCAAAGCAUCUGUAACACAAGGUGGUGGUAUUGGCACUCACCCUGAGACUCACGGCCACCCACAGAUUGUUCCUCCAGGAUUUGACGGUCAUCUUCAAGUGAAGGACUCAUUUCUCACUGGCAGGGCAUUAUUGUAUUUCACGUCCGUGUUUGUUUCCCUGGGUGUCUUUUUGUUUGGAUACGACCAGGGUGUCAUGUCGGGUGUCAUUACAGGCCCUUAUUUCAAAGACUAUUUUGAUAAUCCGUCGCGUGCCGCAAUCGGUAACAUGAUCUCGAUCCUAGAGAUAGGAGCUUUGAUCAGUUCGUUAUUGGUUGGACGUCUGGGUGAAAAAUGGGGCCGUAGACGUACGAUCCGUUACGGUUCCUUUGUAUUCAUCAUCGGUGGAUUGAUCCAGACUUCGGCUUUGAAUUUGAACUACCUUAUAGUAGGAAGAGUGAUGAGCGGUCUCGGCGUAGGGUUGUUGAGUACUAUCGUACCCAUCUAUCAGUCUGAGAUAUCGCCACCACACAACAGAGGUAAACUCGCGUGCAUCGAAUUCACAGGAAACAUUGUAGGCUACUGUUCCAGUGUUUGGGUCGACUACGGCUGUUCUUUCAUUGAAAAUAACGCGUCCUGGAGACUGCCUUUAUUCAUUCAAUGCGUCAUGGGUCUGGCCUUACUGUUGGGUACUUUCGUGAUUGUAGAGACUCCAAGAUGGCUUUUGAAUCACGAUCAUGAUGUCGAGGGACUGAUAGUCAUUGCAGACCUGCAUAGCGAUGGUGACGUCCAGGAUUCCCGAGCUCAUGAAGAAUUUCAAACAAUCAAAGAAACCGUUUUGGUAUCCAGACUCGAAGGCGAAAAAAAAUCCUACUCAUACGUGUUCAAACGUUACAGAACCAGAAUGCUAAUUGCAAUGAGUUCUCAAAUGUUCGCACAGCUGAAUGGUAUUAAUGUCAUUUCUUACUAUGCACCAAUGGUUUUUGAACAGGCCGGGUGGGUAGGCAGAGAUGCAAUCUUAAUGACCGGUAUUAAUGGAAUCAUUUACGUCCUUUCCACGAUUCCACCUUGGGAAUUGGUAGAUAAGUGGGGUCGCAAGCCCAUUCUACUGAUAGGAGGAAUUGUAAUGGGCCUUUCUUUGGUCUCUAUCUCGGCUUCGAUUUACAUUAACACCUCGUUCACCCCAAAUCUAGUCGUGGUUUUCGUUAUCAUUUUCAAUGCCUUCUUUGGCUUCAGUUGGGGACCAAUUCCUUGGUUGUAUCCAGUGGAAAUAGCGCCUUUGUCCGCAAGAUCAGCCAUGGCAUCUGCUUCCACGGCAACCAAUUGGCUUUGCAAUUGGCUCGUUGGUAUCAUGACACCCAUAUUGCAAGAAAAAAUUGAAUGGAGAUUGUAUUUGAUCCACGCAACGUCCUGCUUCAUUUCCUUCUGGUGUGUGUUGAGAGUAUACCCCGAAACUGCAGGGUUGCGUUUGGAGGAUAUGGGAUCAGUUUUUGACGAUAAGUCGUCAACUUUCAGUUUCCAUGGCUCUAUUGCUGGAGUCGAUGUUGACGCAGCAUCUUUGGCCAACUCUUCGACUGCAAAUCCGUCUCAAGCGCGCAAACCAUUGAAACCUCAGUCUUCAUUCUAUGAUGGUAACAAUUCGGCUUUAAAUCAAGUGCAUCCAGGUGGUGCCCAGCAGGAUCUGCUGCUAAAUCAGCCUCCUGCAAACAGUAGUGCUCAGAGUGUUAUGUCCAAAAAAAGCAUAGCAAGCACAAAUAUGCUAUCGGCGGAAGCUCUUGACCCACCAACGUUGCAGCAAGUUCUCGAAUUCAAAAAGGGCCAACAGCAGCCCGGAAACUUAAGAAAAUUGGUCAGAAGAGGGUCUGAGACAGUGGGAUUGAUUUACGGAAGGGUUGUGGGUAUAAGCAAAUCUUCGGAUGAUGGCGCAUAUGGAACGCUACCAGCCAAUGAUCCAUCAAAUCAAAGAAACUAA
Molecule: messenger RNA, 2181 nt
Organism: Lachancea lanzarotensis
Lineage: Eukaryota; Fungi; Ascomycota; Saccharomycetes; Saccharomycetales; Saccharomycetaceae
Product: LALA0S04e05864g1_1
Exons: 1
Coding region: 1-2181 (726 amino acids)
Biological process (GO): carbohydrate transport; transmembrane transport
Cellular component (GO): membrane
Molecular function (GO): carbohydrate:proton symporter activity
Source: RefSeq, a predicted model, not a curated record